Rhizopus microsporus ATCC 52813 is the source of this 702-nucleotide messenger RNA. RefSeq lists its product as uncharacterized. Lineage: Eukaryota; Fungi; Mucoromycota; Mucoromycetes; Mucorales; Rhizopodaceae. Bases 14 to 382 code for a protein of 122 amino acids. The record is from RefSeq and is a predicted model, not a curated record. The transcript has 3 exons.
CUCACUUCUUCUCAUGUCACUGUUAACAGCAUUCUUAUGGACUCUCUUAAUGACAACAUGUUACGGAGCAGAAAUACAAAUGUUUUGUAAAUGUUUUUGUGGAUCUAAUUCAACUAUAUUUGAACUUCCAAUGACUGACUUAAGGCCCUGUUCUGUUUGUACUAAACAAUAUUGUCUGGACAAUAUGCAAGACGGUCUUUGUGAUGGUAUUGCUGAUGCUACUUGUCCGAGUAAUGACUUUAAGACAGAGUGUUUUGCUCGUGAUUCAUUCAAGGACGAAAUGAUCGUACGUAGUUUUCUUUUGAUUACAUCUGGGCUUAUGGUCUAUUCUAUCAUUAAACCAUUGUUGACAGACAAAUGGCAAAAGUACGUUUCUCGAUAGCGGUAAUUCAAAAUGCAUGUGUAUGUAGACUCUGCAAAGGCAAAAAUAAAGUCCAUCAUGGAAAGCACACACAGUUUCUCAUUAAAACUCUGGUCAAGUUGCGGUGUAGAACAUGCCACUCUAAAUGUUAAUUGCCCCUGAACCUUUAAUUUUUUUGUUAGGCAUGAUUAAAUACUCCACUUAUACUCUUCCAAUAAAAAGUUAAUUAAUAAAGCCAAGGACUUAGCUUUUUAUACUCUUACAUCGCGACAAGUUGUAUUAACGAGUCAUUAUACACGAUUGUUACACUAGCUUUUUAUGUUCAAGUGUCAAUUCACGAG